AUGUCGUGUUUCUUUACUGGAAUAACCGUAGAUUCCUCGUAUGAUGGAGAUGUGGUUCCAAAAACAGCAGAAAAUUUCCGUGUCCUCUGUACAGGCAAAAAAGGUUAUGGAUUCAAAGGUUGCACUUUUCAUCGUGUUAUACCAAAUUUCAUGUGUCAAGGUGGAGAUUUUACAAAGAACGAUGGUACUGGGGGCAAAUCAAUCUAUGGCACUACAUUCAAGGAUGAGAAUUUUAAACUUAAACACACUGGCCCCGGCAUCCUAUCCAUGGCCAAUGCAGGUCCAAAUACCAAUGGUUCACAGUUUUUCAUUUGUACGGUAAAAACGCCUUGGCUAGAUGGACAACAUGUAGUCUUUGGUCAAGUUAUUCAAGGCAUGGAUGUUGUUAAGAAAAUCGAAUCAUAUGGUUGUCCCGAAGGACGUCCAAUGAAGCAAAUUCUGCGCGCUGACGUGGUGCCUAAAACAGCUGAAAAUUUUAGAGCUCUUUGUACGGGUGAAAAGGGUUACGGUUACAAGGGAUCAACAUUUCAUCGUGUAAUACCUAAUUUUAUGUGUCAGGGCGGAGACUUUACUGCUCACAAUGGCACUGGCGGAAAAUCGAUUUAUGGCAACAAAUUUGAUGAUGAGAAUUUCAUUUUGAAACACACUGAACCGGGUAUUUUGUCUAUGGCCAAUGCAGGAUCCAAUACAAAUGGCUCUCAAUUUUUUGUCACCACCGUCAAAACUUCAUGGUUGGAUAAUCGUCACGUUGUAUUUGGCAAAGUUGUCGAAGGCAUGGAUAUUGUAAAGAAAAUUGAUGCUAUGGGUAGUCAAUCGGGUAAAACUAGUAAAACAAUUGUUAUCAAUGAUUCCGGACAACUACAACAUUAAAGAGAAUUGACAAAUAAAACAUAACAA
Molecule: messenger RNA, 897 nt
Organism: Calliphora vicina (urban bluebottle blowfly)
Lineage: Eukaryota; Metazoa; Arthropoda; Insecta; Diptera; Calliphoridae
Product: peptidyl-prolyl cis-trans isomerase-like
Exons: 3
Coding region: 1-870 (289 amino acids)
Biological process (GO): protein peptidyl-prolyl isomerization; protein folding
Cellular component (GO): intracellular membrane-bounded organelle
Molecular function (GO): peptidyl-prolyl cis-trans isomerase activity
Source: RefSeq, a predicted model, not a curated record